UUGGCCCUGUCGUGGCCAAGUAUGCGGGCCAGAUCGAUGCCAAGAAUGCUGAGAAGGCAGACCUAUUCAAGCACUUGUUAUAGAUCCGCGAAAGGUGUCUGUUAUGAGGAAACUGGCGAGCUCGCCGGCGGUGGCCAGCAGAUACACGGCAGCUCUCACGUCCCAGAUGAUAGCCUCCAAGGCCGAGGCUGUUCCGUCCGAGUUCAUGUCUGAGGCUAUGGUAGCAGAGAGCACCACUGCCGAUGACGACCAGAAGGCGCAAGAGGAUCUAGAAAAGAUGAUUGACUAUCUAGGGCAAGUGGCUUUUCCCUCCACCGACAUUAUCCUGAACCCCUUCAAGACCAAGGACACUCCGGACGAGAAGGACAACCUGACGAUCCGUGACAUUGUUCUCCGGUUCCAGGCCGUGAGUCUCCUUUCUGUCCCACAUGCCAAGCACCAAGACAACACAAGGUUCGGCCAGAAGUGGAAGCUGUGCCAGGACAACCUCGAGAACGAAAUCAACAAGUUCAAGCAGGGCACCGACAGCGCCCGCAACGCGCUGGAGACGCAGCGCGGGCAGUACACAAAGACCGCCGUCAUGGGCGUGCUCGAGAUCUUUGGCGCCCUGGCUCUGUUCGCCAUCGCCGCCUUUACCAUGCCCUACGGCCUGCUCGCUAUCGGCGCGGGUGGAUAUCUCUUGUACAAGGGAAUCAAGGACUUGACAAGCCUUGCAGGCAUCGACGCUGCCAUCGAAAGGUUCAAGAGCGCAGCCAACACCGCCGAUACCACCAACAAGAACCUUACAGUCCUUCGUGAGCCCUUGCAGAAAGUGGCCGAUGCCGUCGCCAAGGUCAUCACCAUCUGGGACGCCAUCGCCUAGAACCUGAUCAACAUCCAAACGUUUGUGGGCGUCUGGUCGAGCCCCAAGGUCUUCAUCGCGUCGGUGGGCUCCGUCACCACGGAAUGGGGCAAGGUCAAGGACAACUGCAUAGCCUACAUCGGCGUCAUCAGUGGGGGCACACCGGCGUGAUGGUGGCAGAUUUGGACGAUGGCCUCGCCAUAUAUACUUUGUUUGGACAUGGCAGAGGCAUCCGUGGCUACGCGCGCACAAACAAGAGUCGGGCGCGGGGCUGGUACUAGGCGGCGGAGUCUGCGCUCGGAUGGGCGUACGAUAGCGACGAGGUCGGCAGAGCCUGGCUGUACAACACGCUCCGUUGACAUUUCCACACUGGGAGGGACCUCGGUCACGGGCCGGGUCCUAUUUAUUACAGAACAUGCUCAAAGGCUUAUGGUUGACGGGAACGCUGGGCCUGUAUGCUGAGGCACACUGAAUAAAAAAUGAGGCGGCAGAUCCAAGCUUCUUUUUGGUUCAACCGUUGAUUCGAUUAUCUAG
This is a messenger RNA of Gaeumannomyces tritici R3-111a-1, 1375 nucleotides long. RefSeq lists its product as hypothetical. The record is from RefSeq and is a predicted model, not a curated record. The transcript has 6 exons. The coding region runs from base 104 to 862 and encodes 252 amino acids. NCBI's taxonomy places the organism in Eukaryota, Fungi, Ascomycota, Sordariomycetes, Magnaporthales, Magnaporthaceae.